GGGCAUCUUUGGUUGCAAAGUCAACGUAAUCAACCUAGAUCCAAAUUGCACACAAAGUUAACUACCCAACAACAAAAAACAAAAUCAUCUUUAUUCAUUUCCUCCAAUUCGAACCGGGAAAUUAUGGACUCAGCUUAGUGUGGUGGUUGCGUCAGUGUGUCUACAACGACAAGGAGAACCCCAUGUCGGCUAGUUUUGCUAAUUUCAUAGUUCGGGUUGUACCAGGGAACAGAUGUUGUUCUAUGUCAGUUGUGCUAUGGAGCUUGCUAGGAUGCCUAUUUUUUCUUUAUCUAUAUUCCACUAUUCACCACAAAGAUGGGGAAGGCAGAGUGGUACAAUUGCGUGUUAGUGGUCAUCAUCCUCAAUUUCGUGAACUUCAACAAGUGGAAGAGGAGAACAUCCAAAUUCCCCCAUCUAAGGGGAAGAGGUCCCCUCGGGCAGCAAAACGCAGGCCUAAGCCUAAGCGAAGAACCCCAUUGGUUGAUGAAUUCUUGGAUGAAGAUUCCAGACUGAGGCACGCUUUCUUUCCUGGAAAAAGAAGUGUUAUAGAUCCUAUGAAGGCUACGGGGAAUGAUAGUUAUUACUAUUACCCUGGGAGAAUUUGGUUGGAUACUGAUGGAAAUCCUAUUCAAGCCCAUGGAGGGGGCAUUCUAUAUGAUGAAAAAUCAAGAACGUACUAUUGGUAUGGUGAAUAUAAAGAUGGACCUACCUACCGUGCUCACAAGAAAGGAGCUGCUCGGGUGGACAUUAUAGGAGUUGGAUGCUAUUCUUCUAAGGAUUUGUGGACCUGGAAACAUGAGGGUAUUGUAUUGGCAGCAGAUGAAACAAAUGAAACCCACGAUUUGUACAAGUCUAAUGUGCUUGAGAGGCCAAAAGUGAUUUACAAUGAGAAGACCAGAAAGUAUGUGAUGUGGAUGCAUGUUGAUGAUGCCAAUUAUACCAAAGCUGCUAUUGGCGUAGCAAUUAGUGAUGCAGCUGAUGGUCCAUUUGAAUAUCUAGGUAGCCAAAGGCCCCACGGAUAUGAAAGCAGGGAUAUGACAAUUUUCAAAGAUGAAGAUGGUGUGGCAUAUGUAAUCUACUCCUCUGAAGAAAACAAUGUACUUCACAUUGGACCCUUGACUGAAGAUUAUCUCAAUGUGACAUCUCUCAUGAGAAGGAUUCUUGUGGGACAGCACAGAGAAGCUCCAGCUUUAUUCAAGCACCAAGGCACAUAUUACAUGAUCACAUCAGGCUGCACGGGAUGGGCCCCAAAUGAGGCACUGAUUCAUGCAGCUGAUUCAAUCUUGGGGCCUUGGAAAACUAUGGGAAAUCCAUGCAUUGGAGGAAACAAAAUGUUUAGACUUGCUACCUUCCUUGCUCAGAGCACUUUUGUGCUUCCCUUACCUAGGUUCCCUGGUUCAUUCAUUUUCAUGGCAGAUAGAUGGAAUCCAAGUAACCUGAGAGACUCAAGAUAUGUCUGGUUGCCUUUGAUAGUGGCUGGACCUGCUGAUCAAGCAAUGGAGUACGGUUUUGGAUUCCCAUUUUGGUCAAGAGUUUCUAUCUAUUGGCAUAGGAAAUGGAGACUGCCUCAGGGGUGGAGCACAUUCAAAUAAUGUUGUUUCUCGUUGUACAUUUGUGGUCAUAUAUGAAAACUCACUAUACAUCUUACCAAGUUGCAUGUCACGCACUUGAUAGAAAGUUCACUCACUCUUUGAGGACACGGACAUAGAAAUUUCAGUCUCAAGAAGAUGCUGUGCUUUUGACACCUUUCAAUGAUUCUCUCGGGUUACUAUAAGUUGACUUUUUUAUUUUUUGGCGUUACCAGUUAUACAAUGUUGAAUUGCUUCACAUGCAGUAGAGGUGUGUAUAGUAGGUUACCUAUGAAAUUCAUAAGAAUAUGUAGUUGAUUUGACCAAAUCUUUCUUGCCUGUUGGU
This is a messenger RNA of Gastrolobium bilobum, 1914 nucleotides long. RefSeq lists its product as uncharacterized. The coding region runs from base 183 to 1592 and encodes 469 amino acids. Gene Ontology annotation, molecular function: hydrolase activity, hydrolyzing O-glycosyl compounds. Lineage: Eukaryota; Viridiplantae; Streptophyta; Magnoliopsida; Fabales; Fabaceae. The record is from RefSeq and is a predicted model, not a curated record. Gene Ontology annotation, biological process: carbohydrate metabolic process. The transcript has 3 exons.